Messenger RNA from Paramecium tetraurelia, 390 nucleotides. RefSeq lists its product as uncharacterized. Lineage: Eukaryota; Ciliophora; Oligohymenophorea; Peniculida; Parameciidae. The record is from RefSeq and is a predicted model, not a curated record. The transcript is spliced from 2 exons.
AUGAGACAAAGCGUUGAUCCUCGUACUUCUUUGCAAAUGAUCUUGAGCCAAAGAUCUUAAGCCCAAUUUUCAUAAGUGGUAGAUUAAGAAGUUCCUUAAGAAUAGCCUAUUAAAUCAUUGAGCAGCAAAAAAGGAAAAAAAUUUGAAUUUUAAAUCUCUUCUGAUUCAAGUUCCUUUACAAUUACAUCAGAAGAAUCCUCAAAUUCUCAAAAAUCCCAACACUCUACUAAUUACUUACUUAGAUAACAAGCAGCGGCAUCCUUAAAACUAUUGGUCAAAGAUAACAAAUAAUAGAUAAAAUUACCCAAUAUUCCAAUAAGAAGCAUUUCUAAUGAGAAAUAGCAAAUUAAUUUUUUAAAAGGACUAUAGUAAAAUUCUGAAUUGGAGUGA